GGUUUUGGCCUACGCCAGCUAGCGCUCUCCAGACAGCGCGCAGGUACAGUUUGGGGCCAGCGGCAGUUCCCAAGAGGCAAUAUACACAAUAUAUAGAAUAUAUGCACUAUAUAGAAUAUAUGCAAUAUAUACAAUAUACACGAGGGUGCCCUGCUUGGAGGGAAGAGGGGCUAGAUGGCAUGGUCAUGAGCCCUGCUGCACGCUCAGAGAACGGGCUCAGGCCCUGGUCAGGUUAUAAAUAUUAAUGUAGCCGGGGCUCUGCUCUGCAGCAUUUCCCUAUAACAAGUAGGAGACAUGAGAUUUAAUGCUUUGAAAAGUGGAAUGUUUUAACAGGUGGAAAAAGCUAGAAAUUAUUGUGAAUUACUUCUCUAGUAAAACUUCUUUUAAAAGGAACUGAAAAGGUUAAAGUUCUAGCAGUAGAAAAGUAGUUAAUGGCUUAUCCAUCACAAGGAUAUCAAGGUAUAUAACCAUUUUAUGACAGAGCAGAGUCAGCCUGCACUGCAACAUGCCUCUGCUCCGCUGGGACAGAUGGACACUGGUUGGGAUCAUCUGUUGUGCAGUGACUGUGAUCCUUUGGACGUUGUGUAUUUGGCAGACUGUUGUCAGGUUCAAAACAGAAACUACAGAACCCGUGUUACCUCCAUGCUUUUGCCUCAACGAUGGAGUCUGCCAAGAUGGGGCCUGCGUUUGCCCAGAGGAGUGGGUGGGCUCACUUUGUGAGCUAGUUAAUUUCUGUGAAGUCAGUAUUUACACAGCGAACAUUUCUGAAGGCAUUUUAAAAAACCUUACCUUUCAACGGAUUAUAGUGGGCAAAUACGGCAAUUCUGCAGAAAAAUGUGAACAUAACACUGUGAAUGGUAACCAUUCAAUAGCAGUCCGGAUGUGCUCCAGAGUGGGAAAAACUCCUACUUUACAACCUCCCCAAAUUCUGAAUUGUAAUGCAAAUCUGGACUCCCUGGCAUCACAGGUUGAAACUGCGGACUCCAGUAAUGUUUCAGCUAUUGCAAGCAACACCCAGAUCCUUACUUCCAUGCCAGAGCAACUGACCACACAGAGUAUUUCCACUGCUGCUAAUAUUGCAGUGAGGAUCUUGAAAAAGCCAGAUAUUUCAGAACACUCUCAGGCAUCUGUGGCAAUAAUGGCUACAGUGAGUCAACUCCUGGAUGCCAAUGAAACACAAUUUAACAACGAUAAUCUCAUCGAUGUUACAGCAAGCCUCACAAGAACAAUGGAAGAAUUUUCUUUGACCAGCAACAUCACCCAGUCCAACAUUGCAAUCCAGUCAGUCCCACUGAAAUUAAACUCAUCUACAAUUCUAUUUUCUGCACAGAGAGAUAUGGCAUUGGGAUAUAUUCAGUCAACAAAACUAGAAGUACAGGAAAAUGUCCCUGGCCUUACUGGAGAUCUCAGUACUGAAGUUCAGAUACUGCUCAACAUUAAAAACAACAGUUCAUCAGACAAUGGAAGAGUUGGUUUUGUCCUGUAUCAAAAUGGCAAAUUCUUCCAGUCAAGGAUUUAUAAGAGUCGCAGUAGGUUUUCUAAACAAAUCAUCUCUGGCAACAUUGAUGGUGGAAGAACCAGUGGUGUUGAACUAGCCUUCAGCCCAAAGUACAACACAUCACAGUUCCAGCUGCGUGACCAUGCCUGUGUCUUUUGGGACUAUACCACCAAUGACUGGAGCACCACAGGCUGUACAAAAGGAAGAGACCAAUUCUUGAGAUGCAAGUGUAACCACACUACUAAUUUUGCUGUCCUGAUGGCCUUCCAGAUCAAAUAUAAUUAUGCAAAGCCUUUGGAGUACAUCUCUUACAUUGGUAUUGGAUUGUCCAUUGCUGGUCUGGUCAUUACCAUUUUGUUUCAGAUCUUCACUAGGAAAACUCGAAAGUCCUCAAUAACGUGGAUGUUAGUGAAUCUCUGCUUUGCUAUGCUGAUUUUUAACAUCAUCUUCAUCUCUGGAAUUGAGAACCGAAAUGCCAAGAAUCACAGCAGUGAUACCACCAGCUAUGACCAGCAAUAUCAGACUUACGAUACCACCAGUAAUACCUUACUCACUUCUGAUUUGGUAGAUCCUCCUGCAGACUCUUGGUGUACAGCUGUGGCAGUCCUACUGCAUUACUUUUUGUUGGCAACAUUUAUGUGGACAGCACUCAAUUCUGCACAGUUGUACUUACUGCUGCUUAGAGCCAUGAAGCCGCUUCCUGGACGCUUCAUUGUAACCAUGUCAGUAAUUGGAUGGGGAAUCCCCGCUAUAGUCGUUGCAAUAACACUUGGAACUACUUAUAGAGAAGGAAAAGCACUAAACUACCGACAGGAAGAAUUUUGCUGGCUUGCAGCUCUGGAUGAAAAUCAGAAUUUCAGCAUGGAAAAGCCUAUGUUGUGGUCAUUCCUGCUGCCAGUAGCACUCAUACUCCUGUUUAACUUCAUCAUGUUCAUCAACAUCACAGUCUCUGUGAUAUGGAAUGACAACAAGGAUUUGACAAGGAAUAAAAAGGAUUCAUUCAUGAAAAAGAUGAUUAGCACUAUCUCUGUAGUUGUAGUACUUGGAAUAACCUGGACAGUAGGCUACCUGAUGCUAAUAAAUCACAAGGAAACAAGUCUCGUUUUCAGCUAUGUGUUCUGCAUUUUGAAUGCUACUCAGGGACUUCAGAUUUGUAUUCUGUACACUUUCAGAUCGCAAAUCUUCAAGAAAAAAAUUUCUGAAGUGUUUCUUGUUUUCUCAGUGCCAGAGAUACCAGUGUAUCUGCAUUCAAAAACUUACUAUGUUUCAAAAUCACACCUUGCAAAACAUUCAAGGGAAGCUUUCAGACAACCUGAAACUUUUUCAGAAGAUACUUCCUUGUCUACCUUACCUAACCACAGGAACCUAUGUGCCCUCUCUGCUGCAGAAGAAAAUGUUUUCUAGAAUUGAUGAGCCUCCAAAAAGAGCAGUUAUAUCAGAUACAAGGCUGAAGCUCAUCACCACUGCUUCAGAUAAUGGCAGAAGAUGUCAGUAAAAAUUGUCCAGGAAAGGUAAUUUUCCAUAAUUUGCUGUGAUGCAUGUUUUCAGUCAUACUUUUUUUUUGGACAGGAUGUUAAUGUUUUUAUGCAAAAUCCAUUUUUUAUUUGUAAAUUAUGUCUGUAAUUCUUAUCUUUGUCAAUUCCUUUAAUUUUAUUGGAGAAGAGUAUUUUAGAAACUAUCAUGUGGUUUAGGAAGGAUGAUAUUUGAUCUUGUAAAAGACAGGUAGACACUAUGAUGAUGGUUCCUUAAAGGAGUGAUAUUUUCUAGUUUUGGUAAUUUUUUUCACAAAGAAAGGAGCAUGAUGUAAAGCACCUCCUGCCUAAUUUUGAACACAGACUUUAAAAACAAAUAUCUUUAUAGACCAAAAGCCAAGCAAAAAAUCAAGGAGAAUUUGUACAAUAUUGAGUUGGCAAAAUAUUGACUUUUUACAAUCAAAUUAAACAUCCUGUCUCUAAGUACUUGAGAUGUUAAAAAAUUCUGUUACAGUAAACACUGAGCAUGUCUGACCUAAAAGAAAACAUUUUCACCUUCAAAGAAAAUGGAAAAGUCAAUUUCUGUGGGCUUUUGAAUCUAGGGAAUCUUAAUUUGAAAAAGAGAACAACGCAAAAUGAUCUUUUUCAUGUUAUCUGCUUGACUGUAUAAGAACAAUAGUUUAGCUCUUAUCUACACGUGGAAUAUAUCGAUCUUAAUAAUGCAGUGAACUUUGGUAUUCUUAGUGAUAUGUGGACUCUAAGGAUCACGAAGUUUCUUCUUGUUAACGUACUGGAAGUUCUGCUUGAAUAAAGAAAUGGCUUGAAGAGGGACUGAAUCAUCAGUCCGAAGGUAUGAAAUAGGAGAUGCAGAGCCUGUCUGUGUAACUGAUGGGAAAGUCCUGUUUUCCAGACAUCUUUCCUACACUUUUAGAAGCAAUGAGAUAAUCUGUUUUUUGCCUUUGGA
Messenger RNA from Dromaius novaehollandiae (emu), 3934 nucleotides. RefSeq names its product adhesion G protein-coupled receptor G7 (gene ADGRG7). Gene Ontology annotation, cellular component: membrane. NCBI's taxonomy places the organism in Eukaryota, Metazoa, Chordata, Aves, Casuariiformes, Dromaiidae. The record is from RefSeq and is a predicted model, not a curated record. The transcript has 17 exons. Gene Ontology annotation, molecular function: G protein-coupled receptor activity. Gene Ontology annotation, biological process: G protein-coupled receptor signaling pathway; cell surface receptor signaling pathway. Bases 506 to 2902 code for a protein of 798 amino acids.